Molecule: messenger RNA, 723 nt
Organism: Lasiodiplodia theobromae
Lineage: Eukaryota; Fungi; Ascomycota; Dothideomycetes; Botryosphaeriales; Botryosphaeriaceae
Exons: 3
Coding region: 1-723 (240 amino acids)
Source: RefSeq, a predicted model, not a curated record
AUGUUCUCCAAGACUCUCGUCCAGGCUCUUGCCAUCACGGCCCUCACCAGCGUCGUUGCUGCCGACUGCAACCAGGGCAAUGCCGCCGCCAUCUCCCUCUUCGAGUCCUGCGGUCAGGUCCAGGGUUCCAUGAACGUCUGCACCACCGGUGCCGUCACUUCGUGCUCCUGCUCCGUCCUGUCCCACCAGUCUGCUUGCUACUCCAGCUACAAGGAGAACUACUGCCCCACCUGGGUCUACCAGAACGACUACUUCUCGGCCAACUGCGGUGCCAACCUCCCCUCCGAGACCAGCAGCAGCAAGUCGGACAAGCCCGCCUCCACCUCCGCCGAGGCCACCUCGACCGCCGCCGCUUCCUCGUCCGCCUCCGCCACCGCUGAGAGCUCUUCCUCUGCCUCGUCCGGCUCCGGCUCCGGCUCUUCUGCCGCCGCCGCCUCCACCGGCUCCUCGGCCUCCACCCCGGCCGGUGCCUCGUCCACCGGCGCUGCAGGUUCGUCCUCGGCUUCUGCUUCCGCCUCUCGCUCGGGUUCCAGCUCCGCCGCUGCCUCGGCUUCCGCUUCGGGCUCCGCUUCGUCGGCUGCCAGCUCGGCCGCCGGUGCUAGCACCCCCGGCAGCACUCCCAGCGCCUCUGCUUCGGCCUCCGCUGACGGUAACAACGCCGCAGGUGUUUUCGGCGUCGACUCCCUGCUCAUGGGCGCCGGUCUCCUGGCCGCGCUCUUCUAA